UAUGUUAGAAGUCUGAUAUGAACUAAUUGUAACCAAAAUCAAAUGAUUGCUGUAUUUUUUAGGUUGUAUUUUAAAAAUGAGAAAAUCGUCAGGAAGACCAUCUCUGGCCCUUAGGGUUAGAAAUGACGACCAGCCUGGCAGCUGUAAGAAACCUCGACAAGAUGACAAGCGGUCAUCGGUUAGCGAUGGCAGGCCCUCAACGAGUGGUUACCGACCCAGCAGCAUCUCGCGACUUUCUUACAUGGGCAGGAUGUCUGUCGGCAAGGGCAAGCCAACCACAGGUGUGGGGUACAAUAUGUAUUCUUCAUCGGUCACCAACAAAAGAAAUUCCAGCGGUAUUGGUAUCCGCGGUCGUACCGACGUACCUAAGGAUCCCAGACCAAUUACUGACAGAGGAUACAUCAAUCGAAUGAUUAGGACACUUUGUGAGUUUUUGACUGAAAAUGGUUACCGACAUCCAAUAUCCGUGAAGAUAUUACAUACACCCACUAGCAAAGAUUUCUACAAAAUAUUUGAGUUUUUAUAUGGUUAUCUUAUUCCAAGUUACAAGGUGGGUAAAAAACCAGAAGAGGAGGUACCGAAGAUUUUGAAGAUCUUGGGCUAUCCUUUCGUUAUAUCAAAAAGUUCCAUGUUUGCCAUUGGCAGUCCUCAUACAUGGCCCAACUUGUUGGCAGCCUUGACGUGGUUGGUGGAAUUAAUUAAGUGGUGUCAGUACUGUGUAAAAGAGGCUGGAGGAAUUGAAGCCGUAGCAUUCCCACACAAAGACGACGACUUUGACUUUAUUUCGGAAGAUAGGAUAAUAUACGAGUAUGUUGAACAGUCAUACAUGGCAUUCAUGGCAGGAGAAGAUGAAUACGAUACGUAUGAUGAAGAACUGUCUCGAGUCUUGAAAAGCAAGUAUGCAGGAAUAGAUGGUGGUAAUGACAGUCUGGUAUCCGAAAAUGGACGUUUGUCACAGGAACUGGAAAUACUAGAAAAAGAACCGGACCGACUGAAUAAUUUACGAGAACAGUAUAAUGUUAUUCAGACGGAUGUUGAACGUUUUGUUACCUACCUUAAAGAUCUUGAGACAUUUAAAAAUGGACAAGAAACCAAAUUAUCAGAAGUAGAAGAAGACUUAGCAGCACUUAAAUCUGAGCUCGAGACGACUGUACAGAAGCAUCGCCACAUGCAGUCGAUAUACGAGACCCAGAAUUUGACGCCGGCCGAUGUAGCCAGGGCCAAGCUGAGCCGCCAGGAGCUGCAGCGACAGCAGGGCUUGUUGGAGAAGUCCAUGGAGGAUCUCGAUCAGGAAUGCUGGCAGCAAGAAGUCCGCAUCGCCAAGUCCAGGGAAAUGAUAGAAUCAAAGAGCCAUGAGUACAACAAGCUCGCUCAGUUGCUCCGGCUGAUUCCUAUUGGUGCUGAAAACGCUCACGGUAUAGACUACGAGAUGAACGCGGCCACGCCACACCAAUGGACGCAGGACUUUGAAAGUGUUUUGAUGCCCACUCUAAUGCAGUUGAAGAAGCAGUGUAACGAAUCUCUGCACGUGACCGAAUCACAGAAACUGAAAGAGGUCUACUUACUAGAACAGCGGACAGAACUGGUUCAAGCAGCGAAGGAAGAAAUGGCUUUACUUGAAAGAAAAAUUAAAACAACAAGAGAAGAAUUUGAAUGUAAAAAAGAGAUCACCAAGCGGGAGUAUGAACUUGCUCUAGAAGAAAAUGAUGCCAUUCAGAAAGAAAUCAUGGAGUGUCUGAAAUCAGCUGAGACCAAUCUGCAAGAUGCACAAAAGGAGCUACGAGAUAAACAAAAACAAUUUGAGCAGCGGAAAGUCGAACUGGCACGUAAGAGACACCAAGCUGCUGUUUUCCUGCACACCGUUGUGGCCGAAGUCGUCGAUCACAAACUUUUAAUAAGAAAAAAGUUAGAAGAUGUAGUUGCCAGCCAUAGACAGCUACUUGAAAAGACAAGACAUGAAGUGCAACAGUCGACAUCACAGAGUUGAAUGUGUUUGUGGAGCAAUGCCAUCUCAACAUGUUACAAACAGAAUGUUGUCACCCAUCCAGCUUUUAAUUCUAGGCUUUGAAAUCAAGCUCUCAUCAUAGGACUACAUUCGACAUUAUGGGUUUCUGUAACUUUAAAAAAAAUCUUAUUAUGCAUUUUGCUGGAAUUUCAUCUCAAGAAAUUCUGAUUUGCAGUUACUGAAUGAUGAACAAAAUAAAACAUUUCCCCAAAGUGACUUGCUACUGAAAAGCAGUGUCUCAUGUGAAGUGCAAAGAGGUAUUGAUGUGUACAUGUUCAGCAACAGAAACUGGGAUACCAUGGCAGCUGAACUAGGCUUACAGAUAAUCAUUCAGGAUGAGAUGGAGAUGUCUACAUUAUAAAUGACGGAGGACGGCACAAAUUUCAUGUGCAACAAUUGUUCCUUUUAUGUAGCAGUUAUACAAUAGGAAACCAUGAGAAAAACAAAUUUGGUUACAUGUGUACCAUUGGCUUCUGGCAUAGCCAGAGUGGCGCCAUGCCUCCCCCACCCUACCCCACCCCCCAAUAACCUUCUCUUUUUUUCUCCACCAUGUUACACAUUUUUCUGUGGUCUCAUAACAUGACUUAUUGAUAAUGUUGAUGGUCCCCACCUCAGUAAAAUCCAGGCUACACCAGUACCCUUGGUCUAAAAUGGUAAUUAUUUACACAUUUGGUUUCAUGAUACGGCGUGUUCCGUUAUCUAUUAACAUAAGGAUACAUAGAGGAUACGCGAGUGUCUUUGUGCACGAAUUGAUAAAGGUAUGAAAUCUGAUACUUGCUGAGGAUUUUUAUACUUUUAUCAACGAGUGCUGAUAAAUUAUGAUAAUAUCACAAGACACACGGGGUUAUUCUUUUUAUGAUCUAUUAUCAUUCUUUUCAUUUGCGA
Molecule: messenger RNA, 2890 nt
Organism: Gigantopelta aegis
Lineage: Eukaryota; Metazoa; Mollusca; Gastropoda; Neomphalida; Peltospiridae
Product: kinetochore protein NDC80 homolog
Exons: 15
Coding region: 77-1987 (636 amino acids)
Biological process (GO): attachment of mitotic spindle microtubules to kinetochore
Cellular component (GO): Ndc80 complex
Source: RefSeq, a predicted model, not a curated record